This is a messenger RNA of Panonychus citri (citrus red mite), 1570 nucleotides long. RefSeq lists its product as uncharacterized. NCBI's taxonomy places the organism in Eukaryota, Metazoa, Arthropoda, Arachnida, Trombidiformes, Tetranychidae. Bases 108 to 1475 code for a protein of 455 amino acids. Gene Ontology annotation, cellular component: mitochondrion. The record is from RefSeq and is a predicted model, not a curated record. The transcript is spliced from 3 exons.
AUUUUUUCUUAUCAACAAAAACAUGUUGAUGUAAAUUCAAAACAAUAGACAAUUAAUUGUUUCGUUUUGUUUUGUAGAUUGUUGAUGUGAUUGUUAUUUAUUUAAUUAUGCGUUUCAAUGUUGCUUCUAGAGGAUUUUCUCAUCCAAAAUAUUUAUUCUUCCAUAAAAAAUGGGACAGAGAACCAAAUUUUCGCCCUGGUUGGUUUAGACAAUGGAGACGAACCUUUUAUAUGAGAAGAAAGAUGAAAAUUCAAGAGAUUUCAGUUCCAAUUGCUAGAGGAUAUUCUACGGUUGAUGCAGUUGAAUUAGUUAAUGAAAAAGCUGAACCAUGGGUUGAUCCUCACAUUUGGCCUUAUGAAAGAAAAUUCGAACCAGAAACACCCGAUGAUCCUGAAUAUAAACCCGUUAGGGCUCAAGUUUUCUCACGGAUGACUACUAUUUUGGAAGGUUUCAAAGGAGCCAUGAACUUCAGUAAUACUGUAAUGGAAGGUGAAGAUAAUCUACCAAAUGAGAUUGCAAAAUUGGAAUCUACUAUUACCAUUGAAGAUUCUUACAUUCGUAUGCUGGAAAAACGGUUAAGGUUCGCUGUCAUGGAAGAUAGUAUUCUACAAGCAACACCUAGAAUAGCAGAAUACCCUAAGCUUCAUAAGAAACCUAAGUGGUCUUUUGGAUGUAAGGUUCAACGAAAAGAAUCAAACAUUUUAAGCAGUUUCUAUGAUGUAUGUCAACUUUGGAUAAGUGCUCACCAUGGUCUAAUUGAUAGAAGACGAUUAAACCUUCCCAAUGCUUGGUUACCUUUUAUUCGUGACAAUCAACUUGUCGUACUUGAUUUAAACUGUGAAUUUGUUUCUCUGGUUCAACGUUCCAGUGACAAUUAUCUUUUACCCGUUUUGGAUACAAGUAAAUCGUUUGAUGAACCAACUAAAACGAUCGAUAAAGACCUUAUAUCAAUUUAUCCUUGUAAUUGGGAAAUUUGUUUCCAGAAAACACAUUGGUAUCCAUCAGAGUUUCCUUUCAAUUUACCCGAAAAAGAUCAAAUUCAUACCAUCUAUCUAACAGAUUCGCAGGUUAGACUCAAAAAAUUUGUCGAUCGUUUUGCCAAAGGACGCGCACUCAUGUUCUGUUAUGGUUAUGCUGCAGCUCAAUAUCGUAACUGGCAUGGGAAUCGAGAUAAUCAUGAAGAUCCAGUUAACUAUCAAGUCUUACAAAAUCCAAUAUUAGUUAAUAACAUUUUCAGUAAUCUCUCAAAAAAUUCAAUCGGUUUCUGUAAUUUCCAAUUGAAUACAACUAGUUUUGAUUCUGAUGUUAAGAAUCAAGUUUGGUUUAAUGGUCCAUUCGAUAUCGACGAGAACAAGGAGUUAAUUUUAAAGAAAAUGAUUGCUAUAAAUCUCUUUGGUCCUUACAAUCAACCCUCUCUGGUAAUUAACUCUUCAGACAAUUUAUCUAAUCAAUCAACAACUACAACAGUCAAUUAAUUGUUUACAUAUAAAUCUAAACGAUAUUUAGAAGAAGAAACAAAAGUUUAUAAAUAACAAUAUUAUAUUAGAAACAAUUACUAAAUUCAAAUUGA